CACGGUAUCAUAGUUUUCAGUCACGCAAAUCACGCUCAAGCACAGCUCCGAACACAACCACUUUGACGGCAAAAGCGCACACACGUUGACUGAUCCAUACGGGAUUUUUUUUUUAAUAGAAAGUGUUCUUUUAAAAAUCUCAACGACGGAUUCCUUUGCCGUAUCCUCGCUUGAUCAUUGCAAAGCCAGGGCUUCGCUCCUCUUCCACGCCUCUUGUUGAAUACAGUUCAAAUCAGCAAAACGAUCCCAUCGAACGUCUUCCAUGCUCGUGCAUGACCAGACAUCAACUAUACAUUUCCUUGAAUCUUUUCAAUAUUGACUCCAAAGGUAUCUACGAACUUCAUAUCUUCCCAAGACGAAGCGAAAUAAGGAGGACUCGGUCACAGUGGAAUACUUGUAUGCUGAAAUUUCGGAGCUUUGUUUGACCCCAAUCGAUAGAAAUUGUUUGGAUUCGGCCGCUGAUUGAAUCAGGGCUGGGCAAAAUAUUAAAUUGCAUCUUGCUUUGUUCAUUCUUUUCAUAUAUUCAUGUAGAAGUGGGACGUCUUCUUCGCCUUCUCUUUCCAGCAUCGGAGACAAGUGGACAGUUGUUUUUAGACUUCACAUUUGUACUUCAAAUGGUACUUAAAUAUUUUUUAAUGAAGGAUGUUGCAGUGUGUUAAUCAUUUCGAUAUCGACAUUGUAUGACCCAGUUAUAUAUGUAUCAGGUCUUGUAAUUUUCCUGCCUGUAGAGAGUCGGCUAUAAAUCUGUGACAUUACAAAACAGCUCGAUGAAGAGAGAAAGCGAAUUGGAGGUGUCUUGUAAUUUCAAAAUUAUAUAUAGAAGACGCUAUUACAAACUCCUCAAAAGUGCACCACUAUGAAUAUACUAUGAUACACCGCUUGCCUCAAUUAAAUAUGAUAGUCAAUUAAAACGUAUGAAUACUUCAUUUCGUUAUUAUUUUAACAAUUAAGAUCUCCCCUACAUUACUCUAUAUCUCUCUCUUCAAAAUGGAUGACAUAGCCUAUACAACCUGUGAAAUAAUUAUCGCUGCCUUAUCCGUCAUCGGCAACGGACUCGUUCUCUAUAUCUACACCAGCAACAGCCGUCUCCAUACUGUCACCAACUAUUUCAUCGUGUCCCUGGCCAUCGCCGAUUUCCUAGUAGGCCUUCUCGGGGUACCCUUCGCCAUCCUGACCAAUGAAACUCUCCCUCAUGGAAGCUUCUAUGGCUGCCUCAUCAUGCUGAACUUUCUCCUCUGGCUCUGCGGGGCAUCCACCUUCAGCCUGAUCGGCGUCUCCCUCGACCGCUACAUCGCCAUCUCUUACCCUCUCCGCUACAACGUCUUCGUCACGCCCCUCCGGGCCAUCGUCGUCAUCAUCGUGUGUUGGAUAAUGGCCGCCAUCGUCGGGUUCCUGCCCGUGGUCGGCUGGAACAAGGGCGAGCCCGAGGACGGGAAGUGUUUCUUUAUUCACAUCAUUCACAUGGAUUACAUGUUGUUCAACGCGGUCAUGGUCAUCUACAUUCCGCUGGUCGUCAUGGUGGUCAUCUACGCUUUCAUUUUCCGAGCUGUUCGUAAACAGGUAAGUCAAGUUAAAUAUUUCAUAACUUUCCUUCCUGGUGAGAGCCAUAAAGCAUAUCAUAAUUUCAACAUGUUUUGAAUAAUUGCUAAUUAUGAUGCUUGCCCUGUCCAUGGCCCGAUUAUUCUUUGCAUUGUUUUCGAAAAAAAAAAUCGAUUAAUCCUCACUUUCUUAAAAUGUUAAACAGCUGAAAAUAUGUGACAUCCUUCAUAUCGACAAUUGACAAAUCGAAGGCAUUCUAAAUAUUCACAUUUGUCGAUAACAUACCAUUGAACAAAAAUCUAUAUUCUUCAAAACAUAAUGUUCAUCUUUGUCGUCACUGAGCGUAUAUCAAUGUGUUGUGUUGGUGAUGGUGAGGAUAAAACACAUUGGCCGACUUUUACGAUAAAAUAUGGAACAAGGUCGUCUAACAAACGUCCGUCAAUGUUCUUCUCUCGUCCGUAUGUAGAAUGUUCAACAUUACUUUUAAUGUUCUGAUUAAAAAAUCAUAAAGAUAAAUACUAGUACCAAUUCGGUGACGUAGACAUGAUCAUAUAAUGAAGGAGAAGAAGAGGAGAAAGGAGUAAAACAACAACAACAACAAGCUGAUG
Lytechinus variegatus (green sea urchin) is the source of this 2147-nucleotide messenger RNA. RefSeq names its product adenosine receptor A2a-like. Lineage: Eukaryota; Metazoa; Echinodermata; Echinoidea; Temnopleuroida; Toxopneustidae. The record is from RefSeq and is a predicted model, not a curated record. Gene Ontology annotation, biological process: G protein-coupled receptor signaling pathway, coupled to cyclic nucleotide second messenger; chemical synaptic transmission. Gene Ontology annotation, molecular function: G protein-coupled serotonin receptor activity; neurotransmitter receptor activity. The coding region runs from base 988 to 1638 and encodes 216 amino acids. The transcript has a single exon. Gene Ontology annotation, cellular component: dendrite; membrane.